Molecule: messenger RNA, 1038 nt
Organism: Engraulis encrasicolus (European anchovy)
Lineage: Eukaryota; Metazoa; Chordata; Actinopteri; Clupeiformes; Engraulidae
Product: proteasome subunit beta type-11-like
Exons: 8
Coding region: 1-1038 (345 amino acids)
Cellular component (GO): proteasome core complex
Molecular function (GO): threonine-type endopeptidase activity
Source: RefSeq, a predicted model, not a curated record
AUGGCAUCACACUGUUUCUUGAUUCUGUCAAAGUCACCAAAGAGCAACGAUCCGAUCUCCACACACCACCCGUCCCCCGGGAGUCCUCGUCCGCCUGCGUCGGUUGCCGCACCGUUCCGCCUGUGUCACGGCACCACCACCUUGGCCUUCGCCUUCCAAGGCGGGGUGAUCGCCGCGGCGGACUCCCGCGCCAGCGCAGGGGGCCUGGUGGCCUGUCCCGCCGUGGAGAAGAUCUCCCCCAUCCACUCGCACCUGGUGGUAACCUCGUCUGGCAGCGGGGCGGACUGCAUGCUGUGGGAGCGCAUCCUCACCCGGGAGAUCCGCCUCUACCAGCUACGCCACGGCCGCCGCCUGUCCGUGGGCAGCAGUGCCAAGCUGCUGUCUCUCAUGCUGCAUCCCUUCAAAGGGACCGACGUGUGCGUCGCCUUGACUCUCUGUGGAUGGGACACAGUGGGGCAGCGGCUGUGCUACGUGUGCAGUGACGGAGCCUUCCUCAAGGGGGAGCUCUUCUCUGUGGGCUCCGGCUCCCCGUACGCCUACUCUGUGCUGGACGGCAGUGUGAGGUGGGAGAUGUGUGAGGAGGAGGCCGUGUCCGUAGCCCGGGAGGCCGUAUACAGGGCCACGCACAGAGAUGCAUACUCCGGCAACAGCGUGGACCUGUAUCAUGUCACGGAGCGUGGUUGGAGGCGCAGGCCGAGGGAGGACCUCAGAGAGGAGUGCGAGGUUAGGUCCUCAGACCGUUACCAGAGCCAGUGGGCUGCUGUAAUGCCCAUCUCACGCCUUGCGAAGAUGUGGGGGCGCCGCUUCCCCGUGGACACACACUUCACAGAGCCAAGGCUCCAGCUGGUGGAGUCACUGAGACCAGGCCAGAGCGGCGUGGACGUGAGGGUAAUAAGGAGCCAGGCCGGUGGCGGCAUUCGCCUCAGCUUCAUCCUCAGCAUCUGCAGCAACAGUAGCAACAUCCGUUAUCCUCAACUUGGCAUCUGCGGUCCUGCUGGCAUGGGAGCAGAAGAAGCCGUGUGGGAGGCGAAGGGUUAA